AUGAAGGUUUAUGAAAAAGAAGACAAUAAAGAAACCACCCAACAAACAAGUCAGGAUUAUAAGAAACCUGACGCAAGUAAAGUCAAUCAUUCUCAACUUGACAUGACAAUUAGAUUUCCUCGAGCAGCAAGUACUAAGACUAGAGGUAAAGGAAUCGUGGAAUUCUUGGAAAUGUCCGGAUUAGGUGCAAUCAGAAAUCUUACUAGACUUGGAGGAGUUCCAAUCUCACAUGCGAGGAAACUAAAUGUAAUUUGA
Messenger RNA from Entrophospora sp. SA101, 255 nucleotides. Lineage: Eukaryota; Fungi; Glomeromycota; Glomeromycetes; Entrophosporales; Entrophosporaceae. The record is from the annotation of a GenBank genome assembly.